AUGGAUCCGAAGCUAUUUGCAGCUGCUCAACAGAGCAUGGCUAUGAACCAACAAAAUCAAACAAAUCCAAACAUGAUGAUGGCGUUUCAACCACAACAACCAACGAAUGAUAUGCAGUCCUUUGCCAUGAACGGACUCUCUUUCAAUCCAGCACAACUUAAUACCAUGAAUUUCCCCAAUGACUUUAGUCAACUGGAUCAAACAGACUUGAAUUUACCUUUUUUACAAACCAAUCCUUCAUUGAUGAACAUGACAUUACCUCAAUCACAACCUCCACCCAUGCGUCCUCCAUCACAGUCUGUUUAUUCACCACAAAAUCUAAUGGCACUUCAGGUGAAUAGUCCUGCUGCAUUACAGGCUCAAUUUCAAAAUAGAGUCAUGUAUCAGAAUAAUGGCAAUAUGAUGAAUACACCUCAAGCAUUGAUGUUUCAACAACAACAACAACAACAACAACAGCAACAACAGCAACAGCAACAACAACAACAACAGACAGCUAUGGUUAUGAAUCGAGCCAAACAAUCACCAAGUCAAUCACCAGCAUUAAACAAUGCUCAUUUUGCAGGUAAUGCGAUUGGUUCACCUGUAAUCAACAGUAAUAGUCCUCAUAUGGCAAAUACACGCACAGGCUCUGAUUAUGCUGCUUCACCUAUGAAUCUAAAUAUGGGGUCUCCUAUUCAGCAACAAGGUAUUUCUCCAUCGCCACAAAUGCCACGCGUGAUUCCCUCACAAGUGAACACUAACAAUCGAUUUAUGCCUAUGUCAGCCUAUCAACCUAUGGUACAGAGCACAACGGUCGACAGUCCUUCUUUUAUAUCACAACCUGAACUUGAGACAAGUCAAUACGUACAACAAUCCCCUAUGCAACAUCAUUCGCCUAUUCCACGUCAACCUACACCAGGCAGCACACAUUCCACACCUCAUCAACAACACCAGCAGCUCGAGAGUCCUGCUAAACCAUCCUCCCUUUCCCCUCAACUUCAUGAAGCCACACCCACUCAUGGUCCUGAAACUCACGUGACUUAUAUACCAAAAACGCGCAAUGUAGAAACGUAUGGUGGUGUUGAUCUCAAGUAUUUUGACAAGUUUGAAAUCAAGCCUCCUGUACCUCAUUUAAAUGAAUUGGGUCUGAUUGAUAUUCAGGCCUUGAUCAUGUCUUUAAAGUCAGGCAUGAAGAUGGAAAUUACGAAUGCAUUGAAUGUCUUGACUGUCUUGACUGUUCAACCUCAUAUUCAUCAACAACAACAACAACAACAACAGCAACCACUUCAUUUACCUUUAGCUCAAUGUGAGGAUCUAUUGGAUGUCUUGCUAGACUAUUUAGAACAAGAUAUUUUAAGCACAGACAAACAAGAUCACAUGAUUCAUGAUCUGACCUACACAGAUCUGUUUGACAUGUCUUUGGAUGAAAUGAAGAGUUUGAUACCUCAACUAGAAAACUCGACUUCGGACGUAUGGAUCUCAUUAAGAGAACGAUGUCUGUGCAUCUUUAACAUCUUGCGCAACUUGUCUUUUAUGCCUGAAAAUGUAUCUUAUUUGGCCCAACACAAACGGUUUGUGUCUCUGAUGGCCAAGAUUGUGGAGGAUGCACGCCAUGUGUCUUGUCAAGAAGGACGUGAUACCACAGGCAAAGAGGCUUGGUUUGUAGGCAUUCGUCGUAUGGACACAUUGGAUUUCCGCAAGAGUAUCUUGAUGAUCCUGAGUAAUAUAGGGAUGCUGCUAUCGAUGCCUGAUCGUGCCACAGGCUGUGCGUUGGUUGAACUGAUCCAUGACUUUUUGGUGAAUGGACCUGAUACUUAUUAUGCCUUGUUGGCUAUUGAGACAUGGACUAAACUGACUGUGAAUUACGAAAAUCGACAGUUACUGCAUACUUUGCUGGAAGACACGCCUUGGAUACAAGCCAUCUGGAUUGAACUGACCUGGGUCAUUCGACGUGAUUUUUUUUCGUUAGAUGGUCGAGUGAUGCAUGCCAUGACAUCCAAUCAAUUGGCUACGUUGGAAUUGACAGUGAUUGGACUUUAUAAUGUGGUGGCUAUAGCACAGACAGAAUCAUGGAAACAACAACUGGCUCAGUCCAACAAGAGUAUUGGGAUGAUGAUGAUUCGACUCUGUAUCACAUUGGCUGAAUCAGGCAAUCCGCAAUUUGGACUUGUAGCCAAACGCGGUAUGGAACUGUUGCGUUCACUUAUCUGUGGUGGAGAUGGUAUUCGAAGGCGCACCAGUGUACGUCAACAAAACCAAGAGAAUGAACCCCAAGAAGAAGAUGGAGAAAAGACGGAUUCGAUUGCUGAAAAAGCCAGUCGUAUCUUGGAUAUGCCUGUGGUGCGUGAAAAGCUGAUGUUGUCCAUGUUGAAACCAACAACAGAUCCUGAAAUCUUGCGUGAAUUGUCAGAUAUUGUUGCACUGAUAGAUGAUGAAGAACCCAUUGUAUAA
Molecule: messenger RNA, 2430 nt
Organism: Gilbertella persicaria
Lineage: Eukaryota; Fungi; Mucoromycota; Mucoromycetes; Mucorales; Choanephoraceae
Exons: 4
Coding region: 1-2430 (809 amino acids)
Source: RefSeq, a predicted model, not a curated record